Messenger RNA from Salvelinus namaycush (lake trout), 2386 nucleotides. RefSeq names its product reticulon 3 (gene rtn3). The coding region runs from base 171 to 887 and encodes 238 amino acids. The transcript is spliced from 8 exons. NCBI's taxonomy places the organism in Eukaryota, Metazoa, Chordata, Actinopteri, Salmoniformes, Salmonidae. Gene Ontology annotation, cellular component: neuron projection; postsynaptic density. Gene Ontology annotation, biological process: neuron differentiation; endoplasmic reticulum tubular network formation; brain development. The record is from RefSeq and is a predicted model, not a curated record.
GCGCUUCAGUACGUGCGCGUGAAGGUGCACAGGCUCGGUGACACUUGCACCCAGCUCUUUGGGAAUAGGAGGAAAGUCGGAAGAAGAGGUUAUUUUAAGGACAGCAAUAACAGACAAAACAAAAUUUAUUCUCGCCGUUACUGUGCAGAAUAUUGUGAAAUUACAGGAAAAUGGCAGAUUCAAUGACCCAGUCCGCCCAGAUAUCAUCGUCGCACGGGCUUGCCGAUGGACAGAACUCUGUUGCGACCAAAGACUCAAAAAUGUCGGAUUCCUUUCAGUCCUCUUCGCCUGUAUCUCUCAUUCAGUCUCCUCAAGUCAAGGACUUGGUGCACUGGCGAGACCCCAAGAAGUCUGGCGUGGUGUUCGGCCUGUCCCUGCUGACACUCUUGUCCCUGGCGGCGUUCAGCGUCAUCAGCGUUGUCUCCUACCUGCUCCUUGCCCUGCUCUGUGUCACCAUCUCCUUCCGCAUCUACAAGGCUGUCGUCCAGGCCGUGCAGAAGUCCGACGACGGACACCCCUUCAAAGCUCUGAUGGAGAAGGAUGUCAGCGUUCCCCCUGAGACCUUCCGCAAGCACGUGGACUCCAGUCUGACCCACAUCAACCGACUCCUAAAACAGCUGCGCAAACUCUUCCUAGUUGAGGACCUCAUCGACUCCCUGAAGCUGGCUGUUGUGAUGUGGCUGCUGACCUACGUGGGAGCCGUCUUCAACGGCAUCACCAUCCUCAUCCUGGCUGACAUCCUCCUCUUUGCCGUACCCCCCUUCUAUGAGAAGAACAAGACCCAGAUUGAUCACUACAUGGAAAUCGCACGUACUCAAGUCAACACGACAAUGGCCAAGCUGCAAGAGAAACUCCCUGGAGCCAUCAAGCGUACAAAAGCUGAAUGAUUGACCCUCAUACAUCUUAAUCACCAUCCUCCUCAUCACAUUUAUCCCAUCUUAAACCCCCUGACCUCCACCUCUCCCUUCUCUUUCCCUACUGUCUCCCUCCCGCCUACCAUCUGCACUGAACCAGCUAGGUAGAAAAAAAAAUCUCAAAUGCUACUCAAUAUUCAAUGUAAACCGCUCAGCUUAACUACAAGAAUUUAGGAAAAGAAUGGUGCCUAUUGCGCCGGCAGGAAAGGCGUCUCUAACGGGAGGAAGUGAUGUAACGCUUCGGCAUAACACAUGUCUUUGAUGCAGGGGUCAAGUGAACUAGACUGAAUCAAUGACCUGGUAUUGUAGUGUAAAGUUGGGAAGGUGUAGGGAGUAUCAUUGACGAGUUAGGACCAGUGUUUGUUUCGCAAAAAAGCAGAUGUCUGUACUUUUUAACUAUGCCUUUCACUGAACAUAAGUUAAAAAAAAAAAAAAUAAGUAAAAAAAAGAGCUAACUGAUAAAUAACCUUUUUGGGUGUAAUUUGUGGCUAGUCUUUUUCCUUCUUUCUCUGUGUAGCAGUUGUAUGGAUAAACAAAAGAAAAUAGUUGUUUUGAACCUGGUACUGGGAUUUCACUGUUACUGAUUUGGCCUGUUAUGGAGUUGUUUUCUUCCCCUUAAAGGCUCGUAUGUAUAACGUUUCUGCAAUGCACUGAACUUUCUUUUCAAAUCCCAUGAGCAGGUUGAAAUAAAAGGAUUGGAACACUGAACCAGCUGUGACACUUUUGGUGUAGUUCACGCCAUUUUGAUUUGUAGUCACAUUUUACCAAGUGCAUCCAACAGGCUCUGUCUUUCUCUGCUGUGUGAAACAAGUUAGCGCUGCUUUUUAGAAAGGGGGAACUCUCUCUUACAGCAGUCAUAACUCGUUUUUUAAAGCAACUGUUCAAGUCACCAAUGUCAGUCUCACGUUCACCUGUUUAUUAUUAUUGUUAGUGAUAUGAUUAUUACUUAUAGGAUUGCUGCUGUUGACUCCCUUUUUAGCUCUGUAAAAGGCUCCAUAGUAUCUUCAUGGCGCUUCAUAACUGCUCGACUUCUCCAGUGAGACCUCUUGGAAAACGGUUGGAUAUGGGUUCAAAGACUGUUCGAUUUUUGGAAGGUAGUUAGCAGUAUAACCCCAAAGAAACGAUGGGUUCAAGAAGAGGUCUGGUGGGUGUUGUAGUCACAGGAGGUUGGUGACAGCUUAAUUGGGGAGAACGGGCUUGUAGUAAUGACUGGAGCGGAAUCAGUGGAAUGGUAUCAAACACAUGGUUUCCAGGUGUUUGAGGCCAUUCCAUUUGUGCCGUGCCAUUUUCCCUUCAGCAGCCUCAAAUGCAAUGGAUUUGUUUUUUUAUUUGAAUGCCAUGAAGUGAAUGUCAUUGCAUAAGCUGGAAACACAUUUUCACACUUUAUAUAUAGGCUGUAUCAUAUAAUUUUAUUUGUUCAGAUAAUUAUUUGUGAUUGUUAAAAUAGUUUGGAUUUCAAUAAAAACCGUGGU